Brachypodium distachyon (stiff brome) is the source of this 2742-nucleotide messenger RNA. RefSeq lists its product as uncharacterized. Bases 786 to 2393 code for a protein of 535 amino acids. The transcript is spliced from 4 exons. The record is from RefSeq and is a predicted model, not a curated record. NCBI's taxonomy places the organism in Eukaryota, Viridiplantae, Streptophyta, Magnoliopsida, Poales, Poaceae.
UCGCCCGUCCAUCCAGCCGUAUCCCACUCCGCCGGCCCGCUCGCGUCCCACGCACGGUAUCCACAUCCACCACCCCCCGCAGCCUUCUCCUCCUCCUUCCUUCCCCGCCCCGGCGCACCCAGAGGCCAGAAGCAGAGGAGGGGCGCUAAAUAAAAGGCGAAUGAAAAGAAAGGAGCCCCCUCACAUAAGCCAAAGCCAAAGGGGGUUGGCCCACGGCGCGACGCAACGCAAGGGACCGCUCCUCCGGCCGUCUCCGAGUCCCGGUUCCAAUUCCAUCCAGUUCGUGUGCGCGUAGGUGCAAACCCGAAAGCGAUAGGAGCAAGGAGGACCCGGGGCCGCCGGGGGCCUCUGCAGCAGUUGCUUCUCCUAUUUUGGCCCUUCUUUCUGCCCCUCUCUCUCUUUCUGCCGUCACCGUACGUCUCCUCCUCGCGUACGCCGCCGCCGACAAGGAAAAUAGUCCGGCGGCCACGAGAAGGGCAGGUGCAUUGCUCCUUCCGGCCGGCCGCCGCCGUUUCUUCUUCUUCUUCCCCUGCUGCAAAACCCUGGCUUUUCAGUGGGGGUUGCAAAUUUGCAAUCCCCCUCUGUCCGGAACAGAGAUUGCGUUUUGAUCGGCGUGGCGCCCUCCACGACGGGUUCCCAGAGAAACCCUCUUUCAAGGUGACACGCAUCUUCUGUCUCCCCGGUGAUCGGCUGGUGUGGUUUUUCGGCAGGGUUUAUUAUUGGCCGGCGUCGUGGGGUUUUCUUGGGGCUUUUGCGAGUACGAAGUCCAGUUUGGUUUGGGGUGGAUGGCGAGGGCCGUUCGGGGUGCUGCUGAGAUCACCUCCGACGAGGGGAAGGAGAGUCCUGUUGCUGUCAAGUCACCUGCCGAGGCCAUUGAGUGGGCCUCGAAUCUUCUGUUUGAUGACUACAAGGGAUCUGGGGAGGGUUUGGAUGAUUCUGCGCUCAUACAGGAACUGUUGGCAACUCUGGAAGGUGAAAAAAAGAGUGCUUGCGAUGCUGCUCCAGGUGGUGGUGAUGAGGAUGAUGAUUGUGUAAUGCUUGAUGGUGACCCUUUUAAGGCCGCUGCUGUUGCCAAUGAGAAGAGACUUGGGAAGGAUGGCUUAGAAGAAGAAUUGCAGAUUGUCGCGGAGAAAGGAGAGGUAGCAUGCAGGGAUUUCCCUCAUCCACGCCAUCUAUGUGCUGGAUUCCCGUUCAAAACUGGUUCUCAUGCAAGCUAUUGCACUAUGUGCCACUGUUAUGUUUGCGAUUCUCCUGCUCCAUGCCCCAGAUGGGGUAAAGGUACCUUGUCUACUGAUCAUUGUCACGCUACGGAUAAGGAUGAAAAGUGGAAGAAACUGAGGCAAUCACUAAAGCGCAAGAGCCUGCCACCAUCUCAGCGUGGAAGUACCAAGAAAUUUGUUCGCUCACCCUUGACAGCACCAUCCUCAGAGCAGUAUACAGGGCAUCAAGUAUCAGGUCCACAGCUAUUUCCACCUUUGGGAAAGACUGUCAACCAACCUUCUGUGCAAAGAGUUCCUGCAACAAGUAAUGUCAGCAAAAAUCAACAGAUGCGUCCCUCCAUUAGAGCUGCACAGAAUCUGGGGCAAGUUGUCAAUCAGCCAAAAGCAUCAGGGCCAGUAAACCAACCUUUUGUGGGAAGAGUUCCUGUUGCAAGUAAUGUCAGCCAAAAUCAACAGAUGCAUUCGUCUAUUAGAGCUGCACAGAAUGUGGGGCGAGUCGUCCGUCUGCCAAAAGCAUCAGCUCGUGGCCCUCAAAUCUCUGGUAAGAGACUCAAAACAUCUGGGGCUGCUCCUACAGUUCUUAUGCCCUCAAAUGGUUACAAUUCGAACCGUGCUCUCCCUAACGAUGCCACAUUGCCUCCAGCAUCCUCGCGUGUAUUUCAGACAACACCGGUGGCACCAGGAAGUAACAUUACUCAGUGGCGCCCCUCUCAGCGUUUUCUUGGUGCGCCGGUGUUGAUAUCUCCGGGAUUACAUGUUCGGCCAUCAUCGCAUCUUCAGGUUGAUCCCAAUAGAGCGGCUGGUACUGGACUACAGACUUUUCAAUCAUCAGCACCAACAACUCAGGGAGCAAAAUGCGUGCAGAACUCUCAAGCCAUCCAAAAUGCUUGGCAGGUUACACUUGAUAAUCUGGCGUCUCAGUUGGGUGUAUCUGAUUACAAUAUCAACGAUGCACAUGGUCGAGAGUCUGCAAGCACUCAAUAUUUGCAUCCCAGCCAGCUGAUUGCUCCAGUAAAGGCAAGCCAGGGGAUUGAACCGCAUCGCAGUUCUGUUCCAGCAACACCACAAAUGAGGCCUGCAAAUGGGCUUAUGCCGAAUCGCCAAUCUGGAGAUAAUGUUAUUAUGCAAAAAAACUCAAGCGUUGCUCAUACUGAGUUCCCAGAGCAGUCUUAAUCCAAGUGAAACUUCUUACUACAACAACUUUGUAGCUAAUCCUGCUACCGAAAAUUGAUUGGAGCUUCUCAGCAGUGUCCACAGAACUGGAUUCUUGAUACCUUUUUGUUACUCAGGACAUGGCAAUUGUCAAUAGCUUGUGCUCUUAGAUCCCCAAAUUACAAAUAUGUUAGUAGUUGACAAACUUCUUUUGUAGCCUGUCUUAGCAGAGUAGAAAGGGCACUCCUUUAAGGCAGUGAGGUGCUGUAGAGUUGAGAUAUCUAAUGUAAUGGUUUACAGCUCUGAAUUAGUGGUUCAAUUUCCAGUGCAAAAUAUUCUUGAUAGUUAUCGAUGUGUUUCUUCUUGAUCA